This is a messenger RNA of Paracoccidioides brasiliensis Pb18, 1719 nucleotides long. RefSeq lists its product as uncharacterized. The coding region runs from base 1 to 1719 and encodes 572 amino acids. Gene Ontology annotation, biological process: microtubule-based movement. The transcript has a single exon. The record is from RefSeq and is a predicted model, not a curated record.
AUGGCGACUGCGUCUUCUUCCUCUGCCUUUGACUGGCGACAGUCUCUUAACUCCACGGGCUCAGCUCGAUCAGGCCUCCGUCAAAGCCGACAACCGCUUCCUGGGUCACCGCAUACACCCCAGCAGCGGCAGAUACUAUCGCCAUACACCACUUCCACCUCCCCUGGAUCAUCAUUCCGGCACGAAGAAGCCGCGGUCAUAUUUGAGCUAGGGUCCCGGUAUCUUCGUGCUGGGUUUGAAGGCGACCACUUGCCAAUCUGCGUCGUUAGUUUCGGCCCAGAAGGAGGGCGAAGAGUGGGCGAUUAUCGGGGUUGGAUUAAGACCGAGGGCCAAGAGGGAGCCAAUUUGAAAAAGAUCUUCAAAAAUGCGGACGAAUGGUCAAAAUCCCACGAGCUUUGGAAUAUGGAUAUCCGAAAUUUCGACCUGGGACUAUUUGAGGACAAAAUUGAACGAAUAAUACGAGAAGUUUACAAUAAAUAUCUGCUCACAGACGCGGGCUCUUCAAGGCUAAUAAUCGUGUUGCCUCCAAUUUUUCCUCAUCCACUGCUUUCAUCUCUCCUGUCGACAAUAUUCAAUCGCUGGAGAUAUCCAAGUAUUACCCUGCUUCCCUGCGCAGCUAUGGCAGCUGUUUCUGCAGGUCUAAGAUCUGCUCUUGUUGUUGAUAUAGGGUGGGAAGAGACGACAGUUACCGGCAUUUAUGAGUAUCGAGAAGUCCAAUCUAAACGAAGUACUCGGGCUAUGAAACUACUAAUGCGUAAAAUGGGCUCUCUCCUGACGACUCUAGAGAGGACCGUCGGUAACAAAGACAAAUCUCGCAACGAUGGUGGCGACAAUGAUGUAAUUUCUGUCGACUUUGAGUGGUGUGAGGAAAUAAUAACCCGAUUGGCAUGGUGCAAAAGCAAGGAAAAUGCUGAGCAUAAGUCCCGAGUCUCUAUGGAGCCCGUACCAGCAGGGAACGACUACCCGGAAAACAUUGAUUCCUAUCUAUUAAAUUGCAAUAUAUCGCUGCCAUCACCACUUGGUGAUUCAGCCGCUGAUAUAGACGUUCCCUUCUCGAAAUUUUCUGAACCAGUUGAGGAAAUCUUUUUUGCGGGGGGUGUUGAUGCAAGGAACUUGGACGAUGAAGAAAUGCCUCUUGAUAUUUUGGUUUUCCAUGGUCUCCUUACUCUUCCACCUGAUGUCCGUGGUGCGUGCAUGUCGCGGAUAGUUUUUGUAGGUGGAGGUUCGAAUAUCCCCGGUGUUAAGCAGAGGAUAAUUGACGAAGUUGAUUCCCUUGUUAAGAUGUAUGGAUGGGACCCCAUUAGAGGGAAGAACAUCAACAGGCGCCCUAGGCAAUUCCAGGAAAUUUCGAUGAAUCAGCGGCGACCUGUCAGCUCUUCCUCAAGUGUGAACGCCCAGGAAGAUAAUGGAUCAGAGUUAUCUACGAAUUUCAUUGACGAAAAGUUGGAGCGGGCCAGCAGAGAUUCCAAGCCAUAUACGCAUGGUGUCCUUCGUCAGGUUGAGUCUCUUGGAUCCUGGGCAGGGGCCAGUCUUGUGGCUAGCCUUAAGGUGAAAGGGGUAGUGGAAAUCGAACGAGAGAAAUUCCUGCAACAUGGUAUCGCAGGGGCAAGUCGAGACCUGGACGUAUCCCACGCGGCGGAACGACGAUCAGGUUAUGGACCAAGCAUGGGAAGAUCUGGUGGGGAAAGAUCAAGCUGGACACUCGGAGAAUGGGGUUGA